Leptidea sinapis is the source of this 731-nucleotide messenger RNA. Its product is annotated as troponin C-like. Bases 33 to 512 code for a protein of 159 amino acids. The record is from RefSeq and is a predicted model, not a curated record. Gene Ontology annotation, molecular function: calcium ion binding; enzyme regulator activity. Lineage: Eukaryota; Metazoa; Arthropoda; Insecta; Lepidoptera; Pieridae. The transcript has 7 exons.
UCUCCGAUCUGUGCUAACUAGUGAUAUCAAACAUGGGUCUGGAAACAGAAGACUGGGCCGAUGAACUCCCACCAGAACAAAUCGCCGUCCUACGUAAGGCGUUCGAUGGAUUCGACCACAACCGCUCAGGCAGUAUCCCUUGUGACUUCGUUGCUGACAUUCUUCGCAUGAUGGGCCAGCCCUUCAACAAGAAAAUCCUAGAAGAACUCAUCGAAGAAGUAGACGCUGACAAAUCCGGCCGUCUUGAAUUCGGAGAGUUCGUCACGCUCGCAGCUAAAUUUAUCGUAGAAGAAGACGCUGAAGCUAUGCAGAAAGAACUCCGUGAAGCAUUUAGGUUAUACGACAAGGAAGGCAAUGGUUACAUUCCCACUUCAAGCUUGCGCGAGAUCCUCCGUGAACUAGAUGAGCAGCUCACUGAAGAAGAACUUGACGGUCUUAUUCAGGAGAUCGACACAGACGGCAGCGGCACAGUGGACUUCGAUGAAUUCAUGGAGAUGAUGACGGGAGAAUAAUCUUCUAUCAACAAUUAUUGCUUCUAUUAUCAUUUAUUCUAAGCGUAAUUAAUGCUUCGGUACUUCUUGGUACUGAGAACAAGUCAUAACUAUUAAAAAUAUGUAUUAAGUACUCUGUAUGUAUUGUACAAACAAAAAUAAAGUCCUCGUUCAAUUGAUGUGUGUGGCUGAGUAAUAUUAUGUUUAUAUCUACUUUUUAAUAAAUCUUAAACAAAAUAA